This is a messenger RNA of Anthostomella pinea, 948 nucleotides long. Lineage: Eukaryota; Fungi; Ascomycota; Sordariomycetes; Xylariales; Xylariaceae. The record is from the annotation of a GenBank genome assembly.
AUGCCUCCAGCAAAGAAGAGAAAGACGAGAGCGGCCGCGAAAGCAGCCGCCGACGCAGAAAACAUCCAACCCCCGACCGAGACACCAGAGCAAGCACCCAUAAUGAACGACGAAGAGGUCACCGAGGUGGAGAAUACACAGCCGCCGGCGGAGGAGGAGCCAACACCAGCAGAUGAGGUCGUGCCAAAUGAAGGGGAGAGUGCGGCAGACAAGGCCAAAGACAGGAUGGCACGCUUCCGCGCGCUCCAAGCCCGCGCCAAAACGUCAUCUGACCAGAACCUGCAAGAAGCAACCAAGGAGUCACAACGGCUGGCCACGGACCCUUCGGCCCUGACGGCGCUGCACCGGCGGCGCGACAUCGCCAGCCACAAGCUGCUGAAGGCGGAGACGGAAGAGGCGGGCGACGACUUCGAGCGCAAGCGGGCGUGGGACUGGACGGCCGAGGAGAGCGAGCGGUGGGACAAGCGCGUCAAGAAGCGCGGCGCGCACCGCGACAACAACGCCUUCCAGGACUACCGCGCCGAGAGCAACAAGGUGUACAAGCGGCAGCUGCGCGAGCUGGCCCCCGACGUCGAGCGCUACGAGAAGGCGAAGAUGGCGGCCGUCGAGAAGGCGGCCGCGUCGGGCGGGCUCGAGAUCGUCGAGACCGAGGACGGCGAGCUCGUCGCCGUCGACAAGGACGGCAGCUUCUACUCGACAACCGACUCGACUGCAUUCACAGAGAACAAGCCCGACAAGGCGGCCGUGGACCGCCUCGUGGCCGACCUGAAGAAGGCGGAGGAGCAGCGCCUGCGCAAGCGGAGGGAGCGCAUGGCGCAGAACGGCGACGAGGGCGAUAUCACGUACAUCAACGAGAAGAACAAGCAGUUCAACAACAAGUUGUCGAGGUUCUACAACAAGUACACGGCCGAGAUAAGGGAUAGCUUCGAGCGUGGUACUAGGAUAUGA